Drosophila persimilis is the source of this 1614-nucleotide messenger RNA. RefSeq names its product opioid-binding protein/cell adhesion molecule. Gene Ontology annotation, molecular function: axon guidance receptor activity; protein binding. Lineage: Eukaryota; Metazoa; Arthropoda; Insecta; Diptera; Drosophilidae. The record is from RefSeq and is a predicted model, not a curated record. Gene Ontology annotation, biological process: homophilic cell-cell adhesion; synapse organization. Gene Ontology annotation, cellular component: neuronal cell body; axon; plasma membrane. Bases 99 to 1505 code for a protein of 468 amino acids. The transcript is spliced from 8 exons.
UUGUUGUGAGAGUUAAUGUGCCCACGAUAUUCAGAUAACUGGUGGCUAACGGAAAGUUAAGAAAAAGAAAGACAUACGCACAAUAAAUACAUAUUAAAAUGAGUUACUACUCAAGGAGAUCGUAUUGGCAAUUUGCUCUAUAUUUCUUUGCGCUUACUAUAUACUGCAUAGAUGGAUCCUUCAUAUUGCCUGAGAAUGACCCACCCACAACUGCUCCGAAAUUUUUAUCUAGAGGUCACCUUUAUAAAGUCAUUGUCGGGGAAACAAUAGAGCUGCCAUGCAAAGUACAAAAUCUUGGAUCUUUUGUGCUGUUGUGGAGGAAGGGCUCAUCUGUGCUUACUGCUGGGCAUCUAAAAAUAUCAAGAGAUCAACGUUUUAAAAUUGUUGGCGACUACAACUUGCAGAUCAAUGGAGUUAAGACGCAGGAUGCCGGGGACUAUAUAUGCCAACUUGGGGAUCAGGAAAAUCGUGACCAAGUCCAUACUGUUGAAAUUUUGGUCCCACCAACUCUGAGGGCACUUCCGCACAAUGGACAAGUCACUGCGCGAAAAGGAAGCACUGUCACAUUGGAAUGCAAAGCCUCUGGUAAUCCCGUCCCAACAAUAUUCUGGUUCAAGAAAGACGUGUUUUCCGGACCAACUCAUCUAUCGGAUAGCUCCACAUUGAUAUUAGAGAAUGUGGACAGACACCAUGCUGGCACAUAUCAGUGUUCAGCAGAUAAUGGCGUUAAAGAGCGAGUUUCGAUGGACAUACAGCUAACUAUAUUAUCUCCCCCAGAAAUUACCGUUGAAAAAUCAUGGGUACAUGCAGCAGAAGGAUAUGAUGUUGAACUGGUCUGCAUUGUGCACGGUGAUGUGAGUUCUGAAAUGCUAUGGUACCAAAAUUCAUUUUUACUGGAUCCCACUGAUCGUCGUUCUAUGUACCCACGCGAUGAUAGAUACAGCCUUAUUAUUCGCAACUUUCAACCGACAGAUUUCGGCAAUUAUAGCUGUGUUGCUGAUAAUGCACUGGGAAGAACUAAGAAAUAUAUUGAAGUGUCUGGUCGACCGGGUCCAGCUGAUUUUAUUUCUCCCGCCCUAAGCGGAUUUCUAGAUCACUACAACCUAACAUGGGCAAUCGAGUCUGUGCCCCCAUUGGAUGAGAUCAAGCUAUUGUACCGGCGUCUUUUGAUGAAUGAAACGUAUCAACAUCCUGGUAAAUGGCACGAGUACCACAUCAAACCAACGCCAAUAAGGACAGACGGAUCACACUACUUAAUGUCGUAUGUAGUCAGAAACCUGGAACACAAUGCCGUAUACGAAGCGAUUGUUCAAGCUAAAAACAAAUAUGGAUGGAAUGAGAUCAGCGAUAUUCACCAAUUUUAUACGCGAAAUCAUGACCUUCUUCUCGACAUCGAUAUGGAAUAUAAAAUGGGAGUUUCAAGCAAUAAUAGAAUAGUUCCAACUAUUUGUGGAAUAAUCUUAUGUAUAUUUGUGUUGGUGUUCAAUCCUAUCAUCAGUAUUUAAAAUAUUGCGUUAAACAUUUAUUUGCAAAUAUAAUUUAAAAGGUGCCUUACUAAAACUUUAGCAAAUAAUUAUUCAUAUUUAUACGUAUGUAUAUGUAUGUAUGUACACU